Charadrius vociferus (killdeer) is the source of this 696-nucleotide messenger RNA. It is a transcript of the gene PARS2, whose product is annotated as prolyl-tRNA synthetase 2, mitochondrial (putative). Gene Ontology annotation, cellular component: mitochondrion. The record is from RefSeq and is a predicted model, not a curated record. Lineage: Eukaryota; Metazoa; Chordata; Aves; Charadriiformes; Charadriidae. The annotation marks the transcript as partial. Gene Ontology annotation, molecular function: proline-tRNA ligase activity. Gene Ontology annotation, biological process: prolyl-tRNA aminoacylation. The transcript is spliced from 2 exons.
CGGGCGGCCACGGGCAACAUUGGCGGCACUGUGUCCCAUGAGUUCCAGCUCCCGGCAGAUGUCGGCGAGGACAGGCUGAUGCUGUGCCCUGAUGGACAUUUUGCGGCCAAUGUGGAAACAUUAAAUGGGGAACAAACAUCUUGCCCCACAUGCAGGAAAAAACUCACUCGGACCAGAGGGAUCGAAGUGGGGCACACGUUUUAUUUGGGGACCAAGUACUCCUCUGUCUCCAACGCUGUUUUCUACUCCCCUGAGAACAAACCCCAGCUGGCAGAAAUGGGUUGCUAUGGCCUGGGCGUCACUCGCAUCCUGGCAGCCUCCAUUGAGGUGCUGUCUACAGAGGACAGCAUCCGUUGGCCGAGCCUCAUCGCGCCCUACCAGCUCUGCUUUAUUCCCCCCAAGAGAGGCAGCAAGGAGGAGGAGGGAGCCAUGCUGCUGGAGCGAGUGUAUGAUGACCUCAGUGAAGCACUGCCUCACCUCACCGGUGAUUCGGUGCUGGAUGACAGGACACAGCUGACCAUCGGCAAAAGACUAAAGGAUGCCAACAGGCUGGGUUAUCCCUACGUGGUCAUAGCCGGGAAGAGGGUUUGCGAGGACCCCCCGGUCUUUGAGGUCUGGAAUCAGAACUCUGGCGAGGUUUUGUUCCUCACCAAGGAAGGUGUCAUUGAGUUGAUGAGUAAAGUGCAAGUCCCUUAA